GCACACCUCGACCGACUCACCGUUAAGUGCCGAGCGUACCUCGGUACACCCGCACUGCACGUCUGCACUACUGCGGCGGCUUACGGGCUAUUUCCUGUCGUUUUUCCCCCUGAUUCCUUCUUCCCUCUUCAAUUUUUGUACCGAUGCCUGUAAACACGAAUCCUCGCGCGUACUAAAUGUACAUCACGAUUAACGGUUCACAAACGUAUGACACACGUUCAUGGCUGGUCGACAUGUAGCGACGUGCACUUCAUAUUAUUAUGUAUUUAUGUUAAUGUAUUAUGACGAUGGUCUAGAAAAUGCCAUAAAUUACCUACUGCGAUUGCGCCGAGUAUGAAUUUGAAUGUUCAGUGAUUAUAAAAUUAAACAAAAUUAUAAUAAUAAUUAUACAAAAACAAAUAUUGUGCUACGCGUGUGGUCUAAAUCGUAAUUUAUAAUUAUGGUUUAAUGACGAUUUGUUUUACUCUCGUACUAAAUAAUUAAAGAUUACUUAUAGUUAGAAUACCGUCAUCAAAUAUAAUAUACCGAAAUCAUUCCAACAAUCAAAUUAAAAAUGGAUUUAGUUAACAAUGGCAUAUUGUUAAGCAAAAAUUCAGUUAAUAAUUUGUUUGGACAACGUGAACCUUGGCAAGUUGCUUCUAUCACAGCUUCCAGUAUAUUAACAUCUUAUUGGCUAUGGAAUUUUUUAUGUCAAGAUGAAAGUUUGUAUAAUAGGUUUAAAAAAUUUACAUUUACACAAAUUAAGAAAAUACCAAAAUUCAAAAAACAAGUAGAAGAAGAAACAAAAAAAAUUUCUGAUUUAUUUGAAAAUGAAGUGAUUGAAAAUACCAAAAGUGAAAAAUACAUUAUUGAACUCCCAUCACAAGGGAUUCCCCGGGACGAAUUAAUUAAAACUGUAAAUAGGUAUUUAAAUCUUGGUAAAUACAAUUGGAAAGAAGGGUUUAUUUCUGGUGCUAUAUAUUAUUAUGAUGAAGAAUUAAUUAAAUUGCUCACAGAAGUUUAUGGUUAUGCUUCUUAUACAAAUCCUUUACACUCGGAUAUAUUUCCAGGAAUCUGUAAAAUGGAAGCAGAAGUUGUACGCUUAGUUGCAAAUCUAUUUCACGGGGAUUCAAAUGCUUGUGGAACAAUGACUAGUGGUGGAACAGAAUCGAUUAUAAUGGCAUGCAAAGCUUAUAGAGAUUAUGGAAAAAAUGAAUGUGGUAUUAAAAAAGGUGAAAUUAUAGUUCCACGAUCAGUACAUCCUGCAUUUGAUAAAGCUGCUUGUUAUUUUGGUAUUAAAAUUAUACACAUUGAUUUAAAUCCUGAUACUUAUACCGUUAAUUUAAAAAAAAUGGAAAAUGCAAUUAAUAAGAAUACAUUGUUGCUAGUUGGAUCAUUUCCUAAUUUCCCAUAUGGAACAUCAGAUGAUAUAGAAGCAAUAUCAGCUUUAGGUCUUAAAUAUAAUAUCCCAGUCCACGUUGAUUGUUGUUUAGGUGGAUUCAUAGCAGCAUUUAUGCCACAAGCUGGUUUUCCACUACCUCCAUUUGAUUUUAUUUUACCUGGUGUUACAAGUAUAUCUGCUGAUACACAUAAGUAUGGAUAUGCACCCAAAGGUUCUUCAGUAGUAUUGUAUUCUGAUAAAAAAUAUAGACACAACCAAUAUUAUGUGUGCACAGAAUGGCCCGGUGGUCAUUAUGGUUCACCAACUAUUAGUGGAUCAAGGUCUGGGGGUAUAAUAGCUGCAUGCUGGGCCACCUUAAUGUAUUUUGGUAUGAAUGGCUAUAUUACUUCAACAAAGGAAAUCAUGGACACUAAAAUAUUUAUUGAAGAACAAUUACGUAGUAUGGAAGGUAUUUUUAUCUUUGGAAAGCCUACUACAUCUGUGAUAGCAAUAGGUUCAAAUGAUUUUAAUAUUUAUCGAUUGUCUGAUGCAUUAAAUGCAAGAGGUUGGAAUUUAAAUACUUUACAAUUUCCAAUAGGGAUUCAUAUUUGCAUUACACAUUUACAUACAAAACCUGGUGUAGCUUCAUUAUUUAUUGAAGAUUUAAGACAAGAAUUAAUUGAAAUAUUAAAAACUCCAAAUGUUCAACUCACCGGAAAAAUGGCUAUGUACGGAAUGUCUGCCACUUUGCCAGAUAGAACUAUUGUUGGUGAUAUCACAAGAUAUUUUAUUGAUGCUAUGUAUUAUACUCCAAAAUAAUACAUUUGAUAAGUUGGUAUAAAUAUAAUAAAUUAUUUCUAUGAUUAAAUAUAUCAAAUGUAAUUUGUUAAACAAGAAUUUAUUAAUAUUUAUAUUUUUGGCAUUAAAAACUAAUUAACCAAAAUAUCAUACAUGGUGUCUAAUUUACAAACAUAUAUAUAUAUAAUUUAAAAAUUUUUAUUAUUGCAAAAAACUGAAACAUUGUAAAAAUGUUAAUGGUUUUAACUCUAAGGUUAACUUAAGGUAAACGCUAACUUUUAAUAGUGUAUGUAUGUGAAAGCAUGAAAAAAACAUUGUGUCUAUAUCUCUUCUAAUAAUAAAAUAACUGCAAUUCUGAAAAUGGGAUUUAAAUAUAAAUCUCAAAACAAUUUUUUUGAACAAACUCAAUUUGGGCAAAAUACGUAUAGUUAUCACUUAUCAUAGUUUGAAAUCUAAUGAUUAUCGAUGGUAUGAUGGGAUCAUUGAUUGAUUGAUAAUAGAAAAGUAUAUGAAAAUUUAAUUCUAUAUUUCACAAUAUAUUAUUUGUUAGGUUAACUAUUAAAAUGUAUUUAUUUUAAUAUUAGUAAGUUAGUUGACAUUGGUGUUACUAAAAAAUGAAUAAGAUAUUUGAUUUUUUUAUAAAUGUUGGUAGGAUCAAUUAACUUGAAAAUUAAUAUAAUACUCCUCAAUCCCUCGUUAAUUAUUAUUAUAGCUAUUUAAAAAUAUUAAAUAAAUGCAUAAACACAUUUUUAAAAUAAUUUUUGUUACCUAUUAAAAAUUAAACAUUUUAAUACAGAAUGAGGAUUUCAGUUUUUGUAUUAAAUUGUUAUUUGUGGAGAUUUAAAAUUAAACAUUUUAAACACAAUGUUUUCUGUAAGGUUUAAUUCAAGAUAUAGUUUAUUAUUAUUUAAUAGUAAAAUAAGUAGGUAACUAUUAUAAUAGAUCUAUAUAAUUAAAUCUAUUAGAUGUACUUGGGGUUCGUAUUAAUUGUUAUGUUUUUUUUUUACAAAUGAAAAAUAUCUAUAUCACCCCCACAGAGUAGUCCUAGUUACGCCACUGUCUAACUUUAUAACAUUACCUAUAAUAUUGGUACCUACCAAGGCUUAAAUAUACAAGUAUAUUAAAGUCAUGAUUGGUACAUGGUUUUUUCAAAUUAUUGCGCUUCGUAUAUGUAUUUAAAUGAAUACACAUACACCCAAUGCAAUUUUUUUUUAAUUACCUGUGAAAUUCUUAUAAUUAUAAAUUAUUAUUAUGUAAUACAUAAUAUAUUAUGUUUACAUUGAAUAAUAUGUAUUAUGUAUCUAUAUGGCUAUAUGUGAAUAAAUAGAGUAAUUACUCCAUGGUUUUAACUUUAUGAUACCAAGUACCAACUGAUGCAAAAUUUGCCGCUAAAUUCGCAUUGAUCAUCGACUACUUUUUAUGUCGAUGUCGCCGUAGCCGUGGGAGGUGGAGUACGAACUUCUGGACUUAGUAAUAUGUCAACUGACUACAGUUGAUACCUCAGGCAGAAAAUCGUCUGCUCUCACUUUUUUCAGAAUUGUUUUUUUUUUUUUUAAUGAUUUAUCAUUGAAUUUAAAUUUAACAUAUACCUACAUUUAAUUUACUUACUUCUUAAGACUAAUAAGAUCUCAAUCACGAGAUAGAUUUAAAAUUUCAAAAUCAUCGAUAUACUAUACAUUAUACAACAAAGCUGUUGAUAUUUUAAUUUGAUGAAUCUAUUAUAAUCUCAAUUUAAAUAAAAAAUAAAAAUAAAGAAAGGGAAGAAGCCUGUUAACUGUUAAACUACUAUAAAAUAAGAGUAUGCUCAGAUUCCGAAUGUUGAAAUUAUUUGUUAUGUUCUCCAUUUGGUCAAACUGUCUAGAGUAUAAACAAGUUAUAAUCCAACCUUAUUACUUAUGCCCGCUGUCUGGAAUAGUGGUAUUCUGGAUUCCGAAUUCCGAUUUCCUAUUUAAUGUUAUUAAGAAUUAAAUUACUUGUUAUCCAACUCACAUUGCUCUUGAACUUGAUUUUGUCGUAGUGAAGUUCUUUUGGCCGUUCUUUUUUCAUUAAAAAUAUUCUCUCCACAUUUUACAGUUAAUAAAUUUGCAAGUAUUGCAUUAUUAUCUCUUAAG
Aphis gossypii (cotton aphid) is the source of this 4269-nucleotide messenger RNA. It is a transcript of the gene Sply, whose product is annotated as sphingosine-1-phosphate lyase. Gene Ontology annotation, molecular function: pyridoxal phosphate binding; sphinganine-1-phosphate aldolase activity. Lineage: Eukaryota; Metazoa; Arthropoda; Insecta; Hemiptera; Aphididae. The transcript has 11 exons. The record is from RefSeq and is a predicted model, not a curated record. The coding region runs from base 554 to 2179 and encodes 541 amino acids. Gene Ontology annotation, biological process: carboxylic acid metabolic process; sphingolipid catabolic process. Gene Ontology annotation, cellular component: endoplasmic reticulum.